AUGCUCUUCGACAAGUCCAGGGUCCCUGGUUACUUCUUUGUGCCUUCUGUGCAGGACAUCACUGUUGGAGAUAUUGAAAUAAAGAAUGAGUCUGCUACUUUGGAAUUUAUAUUGAUUGGUCUGACCAGCUCCCCCGUACUACAGACAUUUCUCUUUUGGGUAUUCACAUUCAUCUAUGUCACUGCUUUAGCGGGUAACUGUCUCCUCAUCUUUACCAUAUGCACUUGCAGGAAACUCCACACUCCCAUGUAUUUCCUUCUCUCCAACUUGUCGUUAGUGAAUGUCCUAUCAAUCUCAGUUACAACUCCUAAAUUGCUCCAGAUUCUUUGGACUCACAGAAAGACCAUCUCUUUUCAUGGUUGCAUCACACAGGUCUAUUUUAUAAUUGGCGCUUUGGGGACAGAACUUUUUCUCCUUGCAUUUAUGGCUUUUGACCGCUAUGCUGCUAUCUGUCAUCCUUUGCAGUACACAGUCAUCAUGAGGAAGGAAGUGUGUAUUGGCAUAGCCACUGGAGUGUGGGUUGCUGGGAUGGUCAAUUCUGCUGUUCAUGCUGGACUGAUGUCACAGCUUUCCUUCUGCAACUCAAACAUCAUCAAUCAUUUUUUCUGUGAUAUACCCCCACUAUUAGAUCUCUCAUGCUCUGACACCACUUUAAAUGAGUCUAUGACAUUUGUCUCAGAUGUGAUCUUUGGAAUCGGUAGUUGUGGGUUAACUCUAAUGUCCUAUUUGUUUAUCCUGAGGGCUAUUUUCAGAAUCCGUUCCACUGAAGGGAAGAAGAAAGCUUUCUCCACGUGUUCCUCACAUCUUAUUGUAGUCAGUUUUUACUUUUUCUCAAUUAUAUACACAUAUAUAAGGCCCAGCUCAGACUACUCUCUAGACAAAGACAAAUUUGUUUCUCUCCUUUACUCAGUUGUAACCCCAGUUGUUAAUCCAGUUAUAUAUUCUCUAAGAAACAAAGAUUUUAAAGAAGCACUCAAAGCUCUCAUUGGAAGAGGCAAGCUGCUCCAGAGACAUCAAGCCUGA
Rhineura floridana is the source of this 1023-nucleotide messenger RNA. RefSeq names its product olfactory receptor 5AR1-like. Lineage: Eukaryota; Metazoa; Chordata; Lepidosauria; Squamata; Rhineuridae. Gene Ontology annotation, cellular component: membrane. Gene Ontology annotation, biological process: G protein-coupled receptor signaling pathway. Bases 1 to 1023 code for a protein of 340 amino acids. The record is from RefSeq and is a predicted model, not a curated record. The transcript is spliced from 2 exons. Gene Ontology annotation, molecular function: G protein-coupled receptor activity; olfactory receptor activity.